This is a messenger RNA of Eublepharis macularius, 1491 nucleotides long. It is a transcript of the gene VGF, whose product is annotated as VGF nerve growth factor inducible. The record is from RefSeq and is a predicted model, not a curated record. The transcript has a single exon. Bases 1 to 1491 code for a protein of 496 amino acids. NCBI's taxonomy places the organism in Eukaryota, Metazoa, Chordata, Lepidosauria, Squamata, Eublepharidae. Gene Ontology annotation, molecular function: neuropeptide hormone activity.
AUGAGAUGCCCCUGGAGCCUCCGCGGAGCCGCCCUGCUGCUCCACCUGUGCCUCCAGCUGCAGUGGCCCCUCCGCGCUGCUGCCCGCCCAGGUGAGGCUUCUCCCAAGACACGAGACGUGCCGCCCAAUGAGAUCCAGGCUCGUUCCCUGCCAGAGGCGGAGCCAGACACAGCAGCGCCCCGGGCCGAUCAAGACGACCUUUUCCAGGAUGUCGACCCCAAGGCCUUGGCAGCUGUUCUCUUGCAAGCUCUUCACCUCGAGCCCGAGAAGCCCGAGGAAGGGCCCGGAGACCUUGAACCCAGCGCCGACGAGGAAAGAGUCCGAAGUGAGACCAAGAGCUCUGACCUGCAGCCAGAGAGGGCGCCGGGCUGGAAAGCCAGGAAGGAGGGGGGCCAGUCCCUAGGCGAGGAGAUGGAGGCCUUGGGGCGGAUGCUGCAGGGCCUGCAACGUUACAGCCCCGUGGCCAAGAGGGAGGAGCAGCCGCAGGAGCGCCGAGCGGCCGCCGCCGCCGCCGAGAGUGCGCCGCGCAACGACGUGCUCCAGGAGCUGGAGGAGUACGAGCGGCUGCGUGUCCACACCAAGCGCAAAGCUCCCCCCAGCGAGCCCUGGGAGGGAGCGCGGAAGCUGAGGCAGCAGCAGCACCUGGAGCACCAGCUCCUGCAGAGGCGCUACGAGGAGCUGGCCGAGAGCCGGAGGCAGGCGGAGGAAGCCCGCCGGGCGGCCGCGGAGGAGGAGCGCCUGGCCGACAUGGCCUCGGACCUGCUGCUGCAGUACCUGCUGAAGGACGGGGAGGACGACGACCAGGAGGGGGACGAGGGGGACGACGAGGAGGGGGAGCGGCAGGCCUCUCGGGAGGGCAGCCGGAAAGGGAGCGCCCUGCUCUUCGAGGACGAGGAGAGCAACGUGGCCGAGGACAAGCGCUCCAACGAGGCGCCCGAGGAGGGCGGCCAAGAGGACGACGGCGACGGCGACAUCGACCCCAACACCAUCGACCGCCUCAUCGAGCUCUCCAGCAAGCUCCACCUGCCCGCGGAUGACGUCAUAGACAUCAUUAAUGACGUGGAGAAGAAGAAGGCGGCGGCGGCGGCUCCGGAGCCCCUCGGCAAGGGCAAGGCGCCGGCCACGCCCCCCCGGGACAAACCCAAGAAGAACCCCGCCUACCCCCAAGGCCCCAAGCCCCUCCAGAAGUCCUAUUACCCCCUCGUCCGCCAGCCCUCCCCUCCCCUCCCGCCAGAGGAGCCCGACUCCUGGAACGAAGUUCUGCGAGGAGACCAGCCCCCCGCCGCCAAGUGGUUCCGGGCCAAGCCCAACAACGUCGUCUCCAACUACAUCAAUCCCAGGACUUUCCGGCCGCCAGCCUACCCCCGCCACCCGCACUUCCCCGGCCCCAUGGUGCCACGGGGUGAAUACUACGAGGAGAGCCAAGCCCCCGGCCAAGAGCUGGAGAACUACAUUGAGGAAGUGCUGAGGAAGCGCCCGCAGGGGUUCUAG